CUUCUUCAUACUUGCCAGGAUGGAUCUUGGUAAGGCAAAGCUGCUCAGGACAGGUCUCAACACACUGCACCAAGCCAUUCACCCUGUACAUGGGAUUGCGUGGACGGACGGCAAGCAGGUCUGCCUAACAUCUCUCUACUUUAUCAAUGGCAGCGUGAAGUUUGGGGAUACCAAUGUCAUUGGGCAGUUCGAGCAUGUAUUCGGACUCUUCUGGGGCCCGCUGUGCUGCUCUGAUUCUCCCGCUUUGCUGGCUGUCCAGCACAAGAAGCAUGUUACUGUGUGGCAACUGCAGCUCAGUGCUCUCGAGCAGAACAAGUUGCUGUGCACGCAGACCUGUGAGAUGAGCGAGCCUUUCCCGUUGCUCUCUCAAGGCUGUGUUUGGCACCCUAAACUGGAUAUUUUAGCUGUGCUGACUAAGAGAGACACUUCUGUGCUGUUUUCUGUCAGGGUGGACAACAGGAGAAUCAAAGCAGAUAUCAAAGGUAGCGGACUCAUCCACUGUGCAUGCUGGACUAAGGAUGGCACACGCCUGGUGGUGGCUAUAGGCAGUGCCCUUCACUCCUACAUCUGGAAUGACAUCCAAAAGAGUCUGGUGGCCUGUUCUUUCUGUCCCAUCUUCGAUGUGGGAGGCUAUAUCUGUGCCAUUGAGGCCACAGGCGAAGCUCAAGUAGCUGUUUCUACAGAGCUGCCGCUGGAUAAGAUAUGUGGGUUAAAUGCUAGCAUAGCAUUCGACUUACCAACUGAGACCGAGGCCCUGCACAGCCAGGUCAUGCCAGAUGAUGACAGCCUUUGGAAUCGAGGGAGAAGAUCCUUCGAAUCAGAAAGGUCCUUCAUCCCUAGCUCAGGUCCCCUUGAUCUUACCCAUCUCUUGGCGAGGACACCGUCGUUCUGACCCAGCCACCUUAUCCACUUGCGUCGCAGAGACACUGUGACAGGCACCGGCCAGGACUCCUAACUCAUUCUGGUCACCUAUGGAAAGGUCACCACCACUCGUAAAGUCAGCAUUCCGGGGAUUUUGGUCCCAGACAUUGUGGCUUUUGAUCGUGGUUCCACAGUUGCAGUUGCUUCAAACACCUGCAACAUGGUUCUUGUCUACUGCAUCACAGCCUCUGCAAUGCCGAACAUACAGCAGAUCUCACUGCAGCAGAAUGAGAGGCCCAAAGGAGUCUGCUUCCUCAAUGAGAAGAUUUUACUGUUAAUGGUGGGCAGACAGAAGUCCAAUGACCCUGCCUUCCUCCCGUCUGCUAACACUGAUAAAUACAUUCUUCAUCUCAUAGCCAAAGAGUUGAUGUACGAUGGAGAGUCUCCAAUCUCCUGUAUACCAUCCCCCUCUGCUCACAGCCAUGAGUCCACCUCUAAUUUCUGCACAGGUAUUAGGAGGCACUCAGAGCACCUGUCAAAGGAUGACAGAGAGCGCCCAGGAUAAAAGAACUUGGUACUGCCUGGAAAGGGAGUAGUUUGUUCGCCAGGGAACAGGCGAAGAUUGGUUGAGGAGGUGAGCACCAACACUGCGGAAAUAUCAGACAGAGCCCCGUCCAGUGCCUCUUCUGUUACUGUGGAAAAUUUUGACAUAGACCACAUCAGCCGCAUGGCCAGCCUGGCAGUGGCCGGACAGGUCAGCAGAGAUUGCCGGGCCAGUUCUCCUCGCUUUGAGACGUCGGACAAGAUGCACUCAGAGCCGACGCUGCCUAUGCCCGAAAAGACUCCUGGCUCGGGCAAGGAGCGUGCAGUGGAGCAGCUCGUUCAUAACAUGGAAAGACUUUUUACAAGAUUUACAGAAGUGCAGCAGUGCCUGACAGAAAUCAGAGAUUACACUCAGAAUGGGAAAAAGGCCACGAUCGUCUACCCCCAAUGCCUGCGAACCCCAUAUGUCAAUGUCACAUGCCAGGUACAGUUUUACAUGCAACUGUCAGAAAAUGUUUUCAUCGAUGAGCGGAGGCCAGUGCUGCUGUGUGACGGAAAGCUGUGUCUGCGUAUCCUCCAAGACCUCUUCAACCUAACCAUUGUGGAGAUGAUGUAUGGACCACUGUGGAUUGUACUUGUGGCAGAUGCAGAUGGCUUUGUGCCUCUAACAUUUAAGCCCAAAGAGGAGCUCACAGUGCGGAACGGAAAGCGGAAAUCAACCCUGCGGACUCCCGGGAGUCCAGAGAACUCUUGCCCAUCUAGUCCAGCCCCCACCCAAAGCCCCAGCACAACCACAGAGGCCUCCACGUAGCAACUCCUAACGCACACCUCAAUAUAUGGACUCACAGAGCAAUAUCACCUCUGUUACCGCAAUAUAUCUGACUGGAACAUCCAGAGCUGCAGUGAUGAAAUGGAUCACAGCUGUAUAACAAAUGUAUUUUUAUGUGUGUUGAAAAGGUAGCCAUUCCAUAAGGGCCGCCCAUUGCACUCCCUGCAAUGUUUACAUUGUCUCCUUUAAAAAAACAAGUCUGUGCAGUUCAGUUAUUUAUUGAAGCAGGACGUGCUGAUUAGCAGUCCAGCAACAGUGUUGAGUAUGUUUUAGAUGUGUUUGAGUCGUGUUUCCCAUUGUUCUGAUGUCCUCGUAUGUGAACAAAUAGAGGCUACUGAAGAAGUCUUAUUUCCAUCUGCAGAAGCAGAUCUAUGAAAUUCAGGGUUUACACUUACAAUGUCAGGUUUAGCACUUUAUCAGCUCAAAUGUUGAAUUUAACCUUGUAUUGUAUCCCCCUGGAAUUUUAACAUGUUCAGGAAAACCCAUUUGACCACUAGAGGGGGCAGUACUCUACAGAAACUUUUCUCUUGUGGUCAUACCCUUUUUUUUUUAGGAGUGCUGUGGUUUGUUUUGGAUGUCCAAAGAAAGGUGUAUUUGGGCAGCUUUCUGAAAAUUAUAUUUGUAUGUGUUAUUUUGCAUUGCACAACCUCCUCAGCAAAGAUCCACAACACCCACUGCAAAGCACUCUCUACAACAUUUAUUCAUUUAAUAUCAUCAAACCUUUUGUAAUCAUAUAUUAUAAAUAAAUAACAGCGUUGUAGAGCUAAACACAGCAAAUAAUUCUAU
Archocentrus centrarchus (flier cichlid) is the source of this 3019-nucleotide messenger RNA. RefSeq names its product WD repeat and coiled coil containing (gene wdcp). The record is from RefSeq and is a predicted model, not a curated record. Lineage: Eukaryota; Metazoa; Chordata; Actinopteri; Cichliformes; Cichlidae. Gene Ontology annotation, molecular function: kinase binding.